AUGGCCCAGCAAGGCCAGCCCCAGCCUCAGGCCGGCCAGGCUCCGGCUGCCCAGAACCGACCGCCCAUGUACCAGCCCGGCCAGAUCAAAAACCUGCCAUACCUCAGCGAUGACGAGAAGACCAAGUACGAGCAGGGACUGCGGGGCCUGUGGACGAAGAUGAACGGGUCUCCAAGCAACAGCCCAGACCAGAUCGCGGCUCGACAAAAGAUUAUCGAGUUUUCCAGAAUGUUGAUUGGCAAGAUUCAACAGCGGAGGACUCAUGCUGCUCAGCAACAACAGCAGCAACAACAGCAGCAGCAGCAGCAGCAGCAACAACAACAGCAACAGCAACAGCAACAGCAACAGCAACCCCAAGCCCGACCUCAAGCAGGACUACCUCAGGCACAGCUGCAGACGCAACCAAAUGCUGCCCUCCAAGCUCAGGCCCAAGCCCAAGCACAAGCACAAGCACAACAGGCUCAGCAAGCUCAACAGGCCCAGCAAGCUCAACAGGCCCAGCAAGCUCAAGCCCAGGCUCAGGCGCAACAGGCGCAACAGGCCCAGGCCCAGGCUCAGGCUCAACAGGCUCAACAGGCUCAACAGGCUCAGUCGCAAGCACAGCAACAGAAGCCUCAGGGAACAGGAGCAACGACAGCGGCUGCCGCUGCAGCAGCACAGCGUCCCAAGAUACCCGAUGCCUACAUGCAGCACGUCAACAAGAUGACAUUCCGACCUCCGGUGCAGCUUGCUGACAAGUCCGCCGAAGCUGCCAAGUGGAUAGAGGAGAUGAGGGAGCGCUAUGCUCGGGCUCUCAUGACCAUGGAAACCACCAAGAACAAGGUUGCACAAUGGGAAAAGCUGCUCAACGACCGGACAGCGCAGGGCAAUCCCCUCAAAGAGGAAGAGGUUCGACAGAUUCAGUUGAGAAAGGAUCAGCAACUCAAGCUCUACGCCGAAGCCCACAAAUGGGUGGAGGGCGUUCGCAAGCAGCAGGGAAGCCUUCAGGGCGCUGGCCAGGCCCAGGCUCACGCCAACCAAGCGGCAGCUGGCGCAGCUGCUGCGCACGCUGCCACCCAGCCCGGCAAUGCGACGCCACAUCAGCAGCAGCAGCAGCAGCAACAACAACAACAGCUAUCACAGCAGCACCAGAUGCAGCAGCAGCAGCCACCGCCGCCCCAGCAACCACAGCAGCACCAGAUGCAGAUGCAACAGCAGAUGCAUCAGCAGCAGCAGCAAGCGCAAGCGCAUCAGCAGCAGCAGCAGCAGCAGCAACAGCAACAGGUGCAACCUCAAGGACAACCUCAGCCACAGGUGCAGAUCAAGACGGAGCCGCCGCGGCCCGCACCAGUCAACACCGCCCUCGCUUCGGCCGCUGCACAGGCCCAGGUUGCUCAGCAGACUGCAUCUCCUGCUCAAGCCGGUGCCCGAGUACCAACCCCACAAACUGCAACACCCGUGGCCGGCCCAGGUCAACCCACACGAGCCCUCAGCCAUUCAGCGGCAAUGUCCCUCGCUAACCAACGAGCGACGGGAAACACGCCGGGAAGCGCACCGCUGCAGAGCCAGCAGCCCGCAAACGUCAACACGGCCGCCGUCACGGCUACCACGACCAACCCAAACAUGGGCGUGUCGGGGUCGCAGCUUCAGCAGGGCCACCCGCAUGCUCACCCCACGCAGCAGCAGACUACUGUCCAGCCCAAGAUGCCGAUUCCCAAGCAGCUGCCGGAAAAGGCCACUGCGGUACCCCAGGGAGUGGCCGUGGGUGGCGGCGUUGCCCCGGGACGGCCAACCAUGUCCCAGGGCGGUGGAACGGUGGGAGGUGUCAUGAACCAACCCGCAGUGCCCCGGAUACCGGCAUACAAUCACGACGCCGAGGGCGACCACGUUCUCAGCAAGAAGAAGCUGGAUGAGCUCGUGCGCCAAGUUUGCGGAGGAUCUGCAGAGGGUCAAGACGGCAAUCUCUUGACUCCAGAGGUCGAAGAGAACGUCCUGAACCUCGCCGAUUCUUUCGUGGAUAAUGUCCUUCACGCGGCGUGUAGGAACUCCAAGGAACGCGGGUCCAAGGUCCUCGAGAUACGCGACAUCCAGCUCAUACUGGAGCGAACUUACAACAUCCGUGUUCCAGGCUAUUCCUCCGACGAGCUGCGCACGGUGCGCAAAGUCCAGCCAUCGACGGGCUGGAUCGCAAAGAUGAGUGCUGUCCAAGCCGCCAAGGUGAUGCCGGGCAAAGGCGAGUAA
Messenger RNA from Trichoderma reesei QM6a, 2220 nucleotides. RefSeq lists its product as uncharacterized. Bases 1 to 2220 code for a protein of 739 amino acids. Lineage: Eukaryota; Fungi; Ascomycota; Sordariomycetes; Hypocreales; Hypocreaceae. Gene Ontology annotation, molecular function: TBP-class protein binding; protein heterodimerization activity; DNA binding. The record is from RefSeq and is a predicted model, not a curated record. Gene Ontology annotation, biological process: DNA-templated transcription initiation; RNA polymerase II preinitiation complex assembly. Gene Ontology annotation, cellular component: SLIK (SAGA-like) complex; SAGA complex; transcription factor TFIID complex. The transcript is spliced from 4 exons.